Molecule: messenger RNA, 1521 nt
Organism: Gadus morhua (Atlantic cod)
Lineage: Eukaryota; Metazoa; Chordata; Actinopteri; Gadiformes; Gadidae
Product: four and a half LIM domains protein 3
Exons: 6
Coding region: 252-1091 (279 amino acids)
Biological process (GO): actin cytoskeleton organization
Cellular component (GO): Z disc; stress fiber; nucleus
Molecular function (GO): transcription coregulator activity; actin binding
Source: RefSeq, a predicted model, not a curated record
UCUCUCUCUCACACACACACACACACACACACACACACACACACACACACACACACACACACACACACACACACACACACACACACACACACACACACACACACACACAGUCACUCAGUGACACGCUGAGAUAAGUGAACCCGAAGCCAAGGCAGUCCCUCCGAGUCGCUCCGCGUCCACACAGGAUUUAUCCCUCAUCCAGAAGCCCAGCGGACUAUCCCGAAGAAACCAGACACGAAUUGGCGGCGACCAUGAGCGACCGGUUCGACUGCAAGGAGUGCAGCGAGUCCCUGUACGGCCGUAAGUACAUCCAGGUGGAGCAGCAGCCCCACUGCAUCCCCUGCUACGACCGGCUCCACGCCAACACCUGCCACCAGUGCAAGGACCUCAUCGGACACAACGCCAGGGAGCUGUUCUACGAGGACCACCACUACCAUGAGCACUGCUUCCGCUGCUUCCGCUGCGAGCGCUCUCUGGCGGACGAGCCCUUCACGCCGCAGGGCGAGGGCCUGGUCUGCAACGAGUGCUACUGCAACGAGUUCAGCUCCAAGUGCGUGGCCUGCGACCGCACCGUCAUGCCAGGAUCCAGGAAGCUGGAGUACGCCGGGACCACCUGGCAUGAGGACUGCUUCGUGUGCCAGGGCUGUGAGAAGCCCAUCGGGGGCCAGGCCUUCAUCCCGGACAAGGAGGCGUACUACUGCGUGCCCUGCUACGAGGCGCGCCUCGCCCCCCGCUGCAGCCACUGCAAGAAGGCCCUGGCCAAAGGGGGCGUGACCUAUCAGGACGAGGUGUGGCAUAAAGAGUGCUUCGUGUGCACGGGGUGCAAGACCCCGUUGGCCGGCCAGCCCUUCACCUCUCAGGGGGACAGCCCCUACUGCGUCAAGUGCUUCAGCACGCUCUACGCGCAGAAGUGUGCCGGGUGCAACACGGCCAUCACAGGGUUCGGCGAUGGGAAGUACGUGUCCUUCCAGGAGCGCCAGUGGCACCAGCCCUGCUUCAAGUGCUCCCGCUGCAGCGUGUCGCUGGUGGGCGCCGGCUUCUUCCCCGACAGAGACCAGAUCCUCUGCUCGGACUGCAACAGCGACGAAUGAGUGACACUUCCAACGGCCAAUGGGGAGGGAGACCCGCCCCCCCACCCAACCCCCAACCCCCACCCUCCUCCUCCCUCCUGCGAUGAUAGAUACUAAAUAAAUAUGCACUGCGUGUUCUCUGAGUAUGGUUAUGUUUAUUAUGCACAUUAUUAACUGCAGCCUGGCUUAACAUUUGAAUGCUGCAUUCGCUUCGUGCACUCUGGUGUAUAAUACAUACAUUUUAUGUUUCCCCGCCCUGUCAACUUUGAACAUUAAUUUGUUUUGGUCAAACCUCCAAGCAUGUUUUAAAGUAUUUUCAAUAUUUGCAUGAUCCAGGACCGUUAUUUUAACGUUUUUACACUAUAGAGAAGGAAUAAACUAUACACUAUAUGAUGAAACAUACAAUAUGAGUUCAUUGGUUUCCUCAAAUAAAAUGUUUCAUUUGAACAGG